AUGACUAGGACUAUUCGAAAGCCAAACAGCGCUCAACCUAUCCACCCGCCAUUACGUUCUCGCUAUGAAUAUCCCAGAAAUUCAUGCUCACAAACCCACAGAAAGCAAGAGAAGCUAGGGACGUUCUGGUGGAGGCGGAGAAUAUGGAUUGAAUCCACCUUUGCCCUGACGGUAUAUGAACCCUGGGAGAAGGUCCUUGUCCUAACGAUAUUCUCCAUCUUUUGCACGGCUAUGCUCAUUGUAUUGGUUAAAUAUCUCCCCCAUCAGUUCAUUGUCAUGCGACGGAGGGCGAUAUACUAUAUCUGGGGAGAAUAUUCUGAAAGGUCAGAGCUCGCCCUUUGGCAGUACCUCGACCUGGCUAGGGCAGACAGUUGUGGUACUGGUGGCGCAUCGUGCGCGUAG
Messenger RNA from Psilocybe cubensis, 402 nucleotides. RefSeq lists its product as uncharacterized. The record is from RefSeq and is a predicted model, not a curated record. The transcript is spliced from 2 exons. The coding region runs from base 1 to 402 and encodes 133 amino acids. Lineage: Eukaryota; Fungi; Basidiomycota; Agaricomycetes; Agaricales; Agrocybaceae.